CACUACCAUCGCUACUAUCAUCAUUACCAUCUUUACUAUCACCACCUACAUGGUCAUCACCACAAACAUCACUAUCACCAUCUCCAUCAUCAUCACCAUCACCACCAUCAUCAUCAUCAUCAUCAUCAUCAUCAUCAUCAUCAUCAUCAUCAUCAUCAUCAUCCUUCUCCUCCUCCUCCAUAUUAUCUGUGUUUUUUUUAUAACAUGCAUAUUUUGAUAUUUUCCAUUACAAAGGAUUCGGCAUAUGUCAGCAAUGUUGAGGCCCUGAAAAACCCCAAUUAUUCUGAUAAAGCUUCGAUCAGACGUAAAACAGUUGGCAGUAGCAACCCCUACAUCGAGAACACGGCAAAAGCAGCAUCAGUUAAUGAAGAGAUUCCAUCAGAAAAUAAAGGAAGGAAGAUGCUGGAAAAAUUAGGCUGGAAUCCAGGAGAAUGUUUAGGCAAAUCAAACCAAAAUAUAACAGAACCUGUAAGUAUAUAUCUAGUGAUAGGAUUUGUCUAUGAGACAACGUUUUUGGAUAAGAUUAUUUAGUAUAAUACCAAUAUAAUAGAUGAUGAUGAUGUAUUGAUAAAGAAUUUGGUAUUUCUUUUAUUUCACAUCUGUUUUGCAUGUUUCUGUGAUUGGUAAUUUGUGACCUUCAAUCAUAAAAUAGUAGUGGAACCUUUUCCUCUUUUCUUUUUUUUUUUUUUUGUCAAAAUAACUGAAACAAAUUAUUUGUUAUGAACAAACCCCAAAAUGUUAGAAUUCCCCUCUCUUCACAACGCACUAACAUAUUUAGUUUUAGUUUUGCAAACAUUUUUACACAAUUAAGAGUUAUGUACCUUGCUCAGUAACACAAAAAUACAAUGCGGUUUGAACUCUCAACGAUGUGGUUGGUAGCUCAGCUCCUUAACUCUGCAGCUAUUGCACUUCUGUGGUGAGUAAAACUGGGAAUUGAUUUGUUAGAUCUCAGAAAACCACAAAAUUUUGUCGAGUUUAAAAUCAAAUCACUAACAUCACAUAUGGCUCUAUGUGCAGCCACUGCUGUGUGUGGCCCAGUGUGGCCACGGUCGUGUGCACUCUAGUGUCUUGUAAGUGAAUCUGGUUGAAAAAAAAAAAAACUGUAAAAAGCCUGAUGUGUAUGUGUGUCUGAGUGGGUGAGCGUAUGCGUGUGCACGCGUGUGUGUAUUUAUAUAUAUAUAUAUUUUCAUAGGUCAUUUUCAUAGGAAUUUUCAAUGACCAGAUAACUGAAGAGAUGGUGGCAUGGGUUUCCGCCCUGGCAUCUGAAACUUGGAGUUUUAUCAUGGCUACCGAAUA
This is a messenger RNA of Octopus bimaculoides (California two-spot octopus), 1296 nucleotides long. RefSeq lists its product as uncharacterized. Gene Ontology annotation, molecular function: nucleic acid binding; protein binding. The record is from RefSeq and is a predicted model, not a curated record. NCBI's taxonomy places the organism in Eukaryota, Metazoa, Mollusca, Cephalopoda, Octopoda, Octopodidae.